UUUUGAUAUUGAUAUUUAUAAUAUACUAGGCAACAAUUCGUACCUGCAUCUUCGCAGUAUUCCUUCAGCAUUCGUUCUUCCUCACUCAUCUCGAAAGCGUAAACCACACACCUUAACCUUCACUCAUCAAUGGCGGAUUUCGAUUCCAGGGUUUUGCAUCAAUUUGGUUACAACGGUGACAGCACAUCUGAAUCCAACGAAUCCGCUGCCUAUGCGGAGAUUGUUGUAAUACGUCAUGGUGAAACAGAGUUUAAUGCCACGAAGAGAAUGCAGGGCCAGCUGGAUGUUGAAUUAAAUAAUGUUGGGAGGGCGCAAGCAACUGCAGUAGCUCAUCGAUUAUCUAGGGAGCGUAAGGUCUCUAUUGUAUACUCGUCUGACUUGAAGAGAGCCCUUGAUACAGCAGAGGCAAUAGCAAGCAGCUGUGGCGGUUUGGAGAUUAUUAAAGAACCGGACCUACGGGAAAGACAUUUGGGAGAUCUUCAAGGUCUUGUACACCAUGAAGCGGCCAAAGUUUGUCCCAAGGCUUACCGAGCUUUUUCAUCUCGUAGGACAGACCAAGAAAUCCCAGGUGGUGGAGAAAGUCUUGAUCAACUUUAUGACCGCUGCACAUCUGUACUGGAGAGAAUUGGUAGCAAGCAUAAAGGAGAGCGAGUAGUCAUGGUCACUCAUGGUGGUGUCAUUAGAACACUUUAUGAGCUGGCUUCCCCAAGUGGGCAGCCCGGUAGGGUACUGAACACGUCUGUCAACAUAUUUCACUUGUCUGAUGGGGAUAUUUGGACCAUAAAGUCCUGGGGUGAUGUUAGUCAUCUUAGCCAAACCGAAUAUCUGGAGUCGGGUUUCGGUGGGGACACAACUUCUGAAAUAUUUGCUUUUACAGGCUUGUUACUAACUAUAAAUGCGCGUUAUAAGAGAGACUUCUUCCACAGGAGUUGGGUGUUGCUUCUAGAUGCUUCCAUUAAGUGGGGUCCACUCAUUCAUGUGAACUUUAUUAGGGUAGUUAUCAAUCAAAUUCGGUUCUGCUACAGACCUCGAGAGAUAGAGGUGCGAAUGGCUUGAAUUGAGCUGGUAGUCCAUUCUUGCACCAAACCCUGUGUACAUUUCACGCGCCUUGAAGACCCAAGAGAAAACAAAUCAGCGUAUUUAGGAGAUAGAGAGAGAGAGAUGACCACGACCCAGAGGGCUUGACCCCGACGACGACGACGACGACCUAGGUGGCCAUCGACGACGAAGAAGAUCCAAUUCCUCUAGUUUCUCUGAAAAUUUCAGCCUCCACCCACUAAGAAGCAACUGAUUCAUGGGUUAGUAUUGAGGUAUUGCUUCAAACAUAUUCUUUGCUUUACAUUGGUUGACAUUUUCUUAGUCUAUGAUUUUGCUCCUGUUUGCUUCAUAUCACCAGGCCCCUUAAUUUGUUUCAAACAUGAUUUUGGUAUUUUUGUAUUGAUUCACUCUAUGUGUUUGUUGAAAGUCUACAUAGAAAGAUUUUUUUUGGUUAUUGAUGCAUUCUUUCUGUAUUGAUGCAUUUUGUGGAUUUGAGGCCAUUUUCUGAGUGAACAUUUUCUUCUUCUUUUGGGAUGUAUAUGAUUUGUGGAAGCUCCAGUCAAUUUCAUUCAUCUGAAAAUAUUUUGUCACUUGUUCUUUUUCCCUUUGUGAAUAUUUUGAAUGUUUUCUCUGUUGCUAUUAUUGUUGAUUUGCCAUUGGCCAUUUAUGCAUGAUGCUGCUAUUAAUGUCUAGCAAAUGCUUAUUUAAUGCUUUGUUUCCAUCCUCUUUCAGUAAUUAGAUAUAUUCUCAUUGCUCACUGCGGCUAAUGUGAAUGGUUUGUCAUUACCCCAUCUUUACUUGUCAAGUUCAUAUAGGAGAUUUUUGUAAUUCUUUAUCUUAGAAGUAUUCUAUAAUUUUUCAAUUUUUUGCCUAGGAGU
Molecule: messenger RNA, 1916 nt
Organism: Camellia sinensis
Lineage: Eukaryota; Viridiplantae; Streptophyta; Magnoliopsida; Ericales; Theaceae
Source: RefSeq, a predicted model, not a curated record